Messenger RNA from Lingula anatina, 3661 nucleotides. RefSeq lists its product as uncharacterized. Lineage: Eukaryota; Metazoa; Brachiopoda; Lingulata; Lingulida; Lingulidae. Gene Ontology annotation, cellular component: membrane; cell-cell junction. Gene Ontology annotation, biological process: cell-cell adhesion. The record is from RefSeq and is a predicted model, not a curated record.
AUGGAUCAUAUUAGAGAACGGCAGCGAAGGGGCAGUGGUGAAGUAUUAGCGGCCAGAAGCCACGUUAGAACCGUUGUCACUGUAGCGGCUGAACAAACAAGGCGGCAGUCUCCCACUGGUAUACGCGACACAGCCGCUCGCGAUGGAGGCGAGCACCUCAUCAUCUCCACCGACACAACCAGAGCAGAGCUCUUCUCUCCCGUUUCAUUGCUGAAAGCGAUCGAUGGCCUAGAUAGACUUCCCGCUGUACAGUUCCAGAUAACGACAGAUUCGCCUCGGAAGCGGAGUUGGACGGGGAUCCCGUAUAUAACAGAUCAGUCUUUUGCCGGUACCAGCAACAUUAACAGCAGUGCGCUCAUACAUCGUAGUGCGUCGGAGAACAGCUCUGCAACUCGGUCUUCAUUACCACAGUCCAUACUACGGCGUCAUAAGCAUAAAAAAGAGGAUAUAAGCAAAAUUAGAAAUAAACGACGGGCACUAGAAGCCCCCAGAACAUCGUAUGCCACAGGGGAAACCCAGCCGCAGCAAGAACGCCAACGUAACCCCGGACAAAGAGGCCUCGAAUGCUUAAUGUUGCGUGACACAGAUGCGGGAAAGUCGAGUAGCUUACAUGCAACUCAUGCUCAGAGCUCUGCCGAGACGAGCGGAUUUGGGAGUUUCGGCGAUGUCCUUGAAGGCCCCUCCGCUGGAUCUUUGGAAGACCUUAGUCUAGCACCCAGCGCAGCAAGCCAACUCGGGUUCCCUGCUCCAUGUUACCGCCCUGUGGACAAGGCCGUGGAUCUCGAAAACAGUAAGCGAGAGGCAGCGAAGAAAAAAACAACGCGAGUAGCAGCCGAGUUCAUCGAGAUGAGAGAUUUGGACGCAGGGGGACAGAUAAACGAAUCUCAAUACAACGGAAACAUAUUUAAAGGAACCAACCAGGAAGGGGAAGGAAAUAAAUUUCCUUCCACUAUGAAUUUCAUAAAUAAAAACAGCAACAGUAGCCCACGGGACGACGACACCAUGCUCGAUGAUGAAGAAUAUGACGUGUUUUUAGCUCAACAGGGCGCGCCGCGGUCGAGCACAUCUUCAAGGCGAAGUUCCGUACGGAGUAAAAUAAAUACCAAAUCCGCGUGGAUGGCUUGGUCCGAGGCGAGACGAGCGUCUUUUAAAAGGCGUCAACAGCUCAUAGAGGAACGUCUUGCCCAGGAAGAACGUAGCCGCACUCCUACCCCGGUGCGUAAAGCCCGUAAGGAAAGCAUUAAAUUCAUUAACAUAAGUCCCGAGUUAGAGGAAAAAUACAUGUCUGACGACGCUGAUUUACAGAUGGAGGCAGCUCACGGGCGACUGGGUACUCCACGAGCGGGGCGCGGCGGAGGUGCGGCCACAGUUUCCAGAAUUCGGCAAAAGCAUGACUGGACGGAGGUGAAAAUGUCUAUGUUCGAUUGGAAUCGUUUACUUUCGUUUUGGGAGCAGCGGUGUUUCGUCAUUAGCCGUUACACUGGGAUAUUUUGUGGUAUCAUCGCCAUUGUUCUUGGUGUGGUCAGCCUGGCGAGUUCACAUUGGUCUUCCUAUUCAGCCAAGGCUCACGCUGGUUUGUUUGUAAACUGUACGUGGAUAGAGGACGGCCAUGGCCACGACGACUGCGAACCCAGCACGGCACACCCGCUCAGAGAUUUUCAGUCCGGCGUAUUUCAGGUGUGUGAAACCAACACGUCACGCGGCCUUGACCUUGCUUUCACAGAAUGCACAGAGAGAGACGUUUAUCACAGGCCAUAUUGGCAGAAUGCAGUUAUAGGGCUUCUUAUUUUCUCUCUGGGCUUUGGUGUCCUAGCAACAGUUCUUUCCAUGUGUGGCGUCUGCAGCACUGCCUUGGCCAAGAAAAUAUAUUACUUUCACUCCGCUGGGGAGAUUUUUCUAAUAUGUGCGUUAGCAGCAGUGGCGGCCUUGGUCACUUUUCCCGUAGGAACAGAGCUUGUCUUGAAGCUUCCGGACCACAGUUUCGGUUUCGGUUUUGGGCUAGGCUGGGGAGCAGCAGUGUUCUAUCUCGGUGCCUCUAUAUGCAUGAGUGUAGACGAUAUGGUUCGUCAGUUCUCAGAGAAACUACCAAGUUGGUGCCCAAACUGUUGUAAACAAUGCGUGCCGCCACCUUCAAGCCAAUUAAGUACUGUGUAGCAGUCACUGCUAUCAAGGCUGUUGCUUUGUGACCUAGGAUUAUCAACUGUAUUUGACGUCGUCUUAGAAAUAUAAUCGUAACAUUUGCAGCUAAAUCUGCAUAACUCCGAAGCAACACGCUGGACACAGCACUUACCUUACAAGAUCGUCUUUGUAGGUCAAGUAGGCCAGGUUCUGGGGCCGUCACUUGCACGCUGUACAGUCUGUAUGUUGCGAACCAAGAGUGCUUCCGGCGAUAUGGUACUAUAUAUAUAUAAUGAUAUUCAGAAAGUAAAGGACAAUGCCUUCAUAGUAUCCCUUUUAAAAGUAUAUUUUAGUGUCUAAAACUUUAUUCCUGUUGUAUUGGUCGUGCAGCAUAUAAAGAUGGAACACGUUACCUUCAAUCUGGUUGGCAGCUGAAGCAACAACACUCUCUUGUGGAACAAUUAAGCGAUACAUGGUGCAACAUGUCUACCAAUUGAUGUGAUACUUAGAAUACGUAACCAUGACAGCAUAUACUUCUUACGUACCUGUAGUGUCUCCCUUAUAUAAAGCUUAUGAAUGACUAUCAAAAAAGGUUCACUAGAGAUCGUUAUACGUGCAUUAAUAACAAUCUAAUAAUGUAAUCUCAGCAGUUUAAAAGGGAUGCAAAUUCUCAGUCCAACAAACUACGUUUAUUAAAACAAACGGUGCUGUGUUGAUCUAGUCUUGUGCUACUCGUGCAAACAAACCCAUGUAAUAGGGAGCCAAGGAGACCCAGAAGGAAAACAAUCCAAGUUCAACGUUUGACUCGGAUUUUCACUGAGGUGAAAGCACGCAGACUUAUUUCUCAGACGAAAAGUUAAAAGCAGUUUUAGAUUGGUUGUGUUUUUCAAAUUGAUCAGAUUAGAUUAGAUUAGAUAAGAUAACACUGUGGAUCUAUGUUACUGAGAGAGAUCGAUGUCGUCUGCAGACAGACGUCAGUAGAAGUACGACACACUGAAAGUCCGGGGAGAAUUAAGGAUUUGGGGGUGAAGUGUCUGAAAAAAAAAUCAAUUAUGAGAUGUGGGUACAAAUAAGAUUUUCGGUUGAAUUACACUUUUCUAGUGCAAAAGUACCACAACAAUUCUGAGCUCUUACGUCAAAAAUGCUGUAUUUAAAUGCCUGAUUAGGACGCGCUUUCUUCAUCUAAUUUAGUCUACUGCACGUUUAUAUUAUAUGCAAUCAUUGCAUUUUAAAUUAAAGAAAAGAUGCACUUUAGACAUGACGAUACAUUAAUAGCUUAACAGAAUAUUAGAUUAUUCGGGUGCUUACGUGCUGGCUACAUAAAAUGAAACUUGGACUAUUAUUAAUAGUGACUAAAACCACGAACGGCUUAUGCAGUGAUUGCUCUGAGUGGUGAUUGAAUGUCAGCAAGUACUGGCUAAAUAGCUCGCUAGGGAUAGUAUGUGUAUGAACAGAUGAGGUGCCUGGAAAAUAUACUGUAGUUUCCAUAACACGUGGCCCACUAUUUAUUACAAAAAUGCAUUUCAAACAUUUUAACAACCAA